AUGAGCGUUUCGUCGAAACUCUUCAAUCUUACAUUGAACAUACCAAGUAUUAAUAAAACAAUGAGUAAUCAAUCACUUUAUAUAUCAAUGAAACUACCUCUUGUUGACGACUUAUACAUUGUUGAUAUUCAUCCGAUGUAUAAUCGCCAAAAAGUUCAUUUUAUUACAACUUAUCUUUGUCAGCAACCAUUUUCAUCGCACGCCGAUUUUUGGUUUGAUUCUCAACCAUGCGAUAACAUGGAUAUGUCAAUGACUAUCUAUGAAUGGUAUUAUAACAUACCUGCUGUGCACUGGCCAAAAGAAAAUCGUGCUGAAUUCUCUUGUCAGCAUCGUCCAUUACCUAUGCAAAUAUUUUCUACUGAAUUAUUUUCAAAAUAUGAAGGCAAAAGUAUUUCAUUAUAUCGUGUACGGAAUCGUGAAGUGCAGCCAAUAAUUAAGGGAAAUCUUCAAUGGCCUAAAACUUUUUAUCAAGUAACGAAUCCAGUCGAUAUCAUAGUCAAUGAUUAUUUAAUUGGUACUUGUCUGUACGAGCCAAUGCCUUCAACACAUAGUCCAAAUCCUCUCUCGGAAGUCGUUUGUCAAAUAAAUGCUAUGUUUUGGACGGAACACGACGAUGAGACACCAAUGAAAAUAUGUUGGAAUAAUGAUUAUUCUCGAAUACUUAAUCGUUAUCUUCCUGUUGAUGAACAAAUUGUACCCGAAACAUUAUUUGAUAUUAAUCCAACAUAUCCAAAAGUAACACCAAAUCAAUAUGCGAUAGGAAGCGUCAAUGAAUCAAUAUUGAGUUGGACAUCAAUGAACAAUAAAACGAACACGAUAUUUUUAACAUAUUCACAAGACGAUCGUUUUGAAAAAGUGAUUCGUCUUGCACGUAAUCGAAAUUCAUUGUUCACGAUUAUAUUCAUCAUAUUACUAGCGUUAUGUGGAAUUAUUAUGCUCUUGAUUGGUAUUAGUAUAAUUCGAUCGUAUAGAAAUAGCACAUAUUCAUUGAGACGUAAUACUCGAUUAAAAGCAAUUUCAGUUGGAGGCGAGACAAGUUCAUUGAGUAAAUGGCUUACAAAACGACGAUUUCAAGAAUAUGAUCAAGAUACUUGUGAAAAUGGUGAAAAAGAACCAUUGGCAUACAAUCAAAACGAGUCUGCAUCAAGUGAUGAAACUGACGUGUCGGAUAAUGAAGUUUUCACUACAACUGAUUUUCAAAAUGUAAUACUUAAAUAUUAA
Messenger RNA from Rotaria socialis, 1221 nucleotides. NCBI's taxonomy places the organism in Eukaryota, Metazoa, Rotifera, Eurotatoria, Philodinida, Philodinidae. The record is from the annotation of a GenBank genome assembly.